AUGGAACAACCACCUUACCCAAUUUGGCCUGUGCCUCAACAUGAAGAUGACUCACUAGAGAGCAGCCCGAGCACUUCCACCAUACAAGUCAGCAGUGAAGAUCUAGUGAAGACCAACACCAUCAAUUACUUACGAUGCCAUCUACAAAGUGAUAGCAGCAUCAAUGACAAACUGCAUGCAAGAAACUGCAUGACAAAACAGCAACUCCUGGCUACCAUCCGCCAAAUGCACCAAUUUCUCAAAGGCCAGGAAACACGGUUUGUUGAGGGACUACGCAUAAUGAAACACCGACUCACAACUCUGCAGAACACUGUGACUAAAGCUAUCCCAGACCCUCAAACUGUGUUCUGUCCUAGAUUGGAAGCUCCAGUGAAUGGCAAAAAAUUUGGCACAAAGAAUUUGGUGGGACAUGAAGUCCAUUUUAACUGUGAUCCUGGAUUUCAGCUUGUUGGUUCCAAUUCUCGAGUGUGUCAGCCAAAUGGCAGCUGGACUGGAGAAGUUCCACACUGCAAAGAUAUUAGUCUGUGCGCAAAUCAAUGCCGAAAUGGAGGAACAUGUAUAAAGACAGGUGACCAGGUUCAAUGCAUUUGUUCACAAGAAUGGACCGGCCCCAAUUGCCAGUAUGAAACCCAGACAGUACCUCCAGCAUGGAGCAUAACAAAUGACCCAGCUUUCAGUCGCAAGCCGCGGUGUGCCCAAUUAGAUCGAAUGCAACACUGCCGCUGUGAAGCGGGCUUCCAUAUGAGUGGCACUACAGAAGACAGUAUUUGCCAGGAUGUGAAUGAAUGUGAAAUUUACAAGCUGGAGGGAGCCUCUCGUCUGUGUAUGCAUGCUUGCAUCAACACUCCUGGCUCUUACCACUGCUCCUGCCCGCCUGGAUACAAGCUCUUCAAUGAUGGGAAAAACUGUGAAGAUAUAGAUGAAUGUGCACUUUCAUUGCACAGCUGCAUUAGGGGAACAACAUGCAUUAACAUCGGAGGAAGCUUUCAGUGUGUCAAGCCAGAGUGUCCCCAGAGUGGUGGAAAUGUCAGCUAUGUGAAAACAUCAUCCUUUCAAUGUGAACGGAAUCCAUGUCCUAUGGACAGCAGACCAUGCCAUCAAGCCCCCAAGACAAUCUCCUUCCAUUAUCUCCCUCUGCCAUCCAAUCUUGCCACUCCCACUCCUCUCUUCCGCAUGGCAACUGCUUCGGCACCCGGACGACCAGGUCCUGACAGUUUGCGGUUUGGGAUUAUAGGAGGAAACAGCCGAGGACAUUUUGUGAUGCAACGCUCGGACAGACAGACUGGAGAACUCAUGCUGGUACAAAGGCUACAAGGGCCUCAGACCAUAACAGUGGAGGUUGAGAUGUCCGAGUAUCUCGAUCGCACCUUCCAAGCUAAACAUGUUUCCAAAAUUACCAUCUUUGUAUCAGUUUAUGAAUUUUAAAGAAAGUUGGUUCAGCAUGGGAGGAAAAACAAUUUUUCAUCAGAAACUUUCGUUUGGUUUCACCAUUGGCUCCCAUGUCAAAGACUCUAGAAUUACGUAAGAAUGGCAUCAAGCAUGGCUUGGCUUUCUCACCUGAAUUAACAUUGUCCACUUCUUUUCAGCAUUGCUGGCAUGUAGCCUUUCUGCUUCUAUCCUAACACACCUUUAGAUGACUCGAAGCCCUUCAAAGAAGGGGAGAAUAGCAGUGUAACCUAUCUAUCAAUUAUUGUUGCUCCAGCCACACUUUAUACCCCAUCUAGCUUCAACCUACUCUUUGUGAGCCAAUGCAGCAUAUUGUACAUAUAGAUAGCCUGCCUUUAACAAGACUACCUGCAUUCCAAAAAAAAAAAAACCCUAUAAGAAAGGAGAAUAUAAGAUCCUUCUGUGGACAAUGUGCCUAAGCAACUAUAUUAUCACAGUAAGAGAGGUCAUUCCUAUUUUGUAACAUUGCUACAUAACAUUAAAUGUUGAUUUGCUUGGAAAACAGAUGCCUAUCAAUGGAUAAACCAUGGAGGUAAAUCUGAUUUUUAUCAGAUUUGCUGCUCUAGUCCAACAUGCAUUUAUUCUUUUCUAAUAAAUGCAUGUUGGACUAGAGCAGCAUUUCUCAAGCUUGGCAACUCUGGAUGUCUGGAUUUCAAUGUCCAAAAUUGUCCAGCCAGCAUCUUAAAGUUGUCCAGAUUGUGAAAUAGUGGACUAGGUGCACAUUUCCCUAACAGAAGUGUUGUACUUCAGGAUCAUAAAGCUUGGAAGAAAUUAAUUGUUGCU
This is a messenger RNA of Thamnophis elegans (Western terrestrial garter snake), 2229 nucleotides long. It is a transcript of the gene FBLN7, whose product is annotated as fibulin 7. Bases 1 to 1425 code for a protein of 474 amino acids. NCBI's taxonomy places the organism in Eukaryota, Metazoa, Chordata, Lepidosauria, Squamata, Natricidae. The record is from RefSeq and is a predicted model, not a curated record. The transcript has 8 exons. Gene Ontology annotation, molecular function: calcium ion binding.